UUUGGUGGCCUCAACAUUAUCUUCACUGGGGAUUUCAUGCAACUCAAGCCAAUGAGUGCGCUUCCUCUGUAUAGUCACCAGCUUCUACAUGCACACAACCUUCACACCACUCAAUUGAUCAAAGGUCAGAAAGCUAUCACAGGUGCCUUUCUAUGGCAACAACUCACACAUGCCGUCUUCCUUCAAACAAACCUGUGCCAAUCC
This is a messenger RNA of Dacryopinax primogenitus, 204 nucleotides long. RefSeq lists its product as uncharacterized. NCBI's taxonomy places the organism in Eukaryota, Fungi, Basidiomycota, Dacrymycetes, Dacrymycetales, Dacrymycetaceae. The annotation marks the transcript as partial. The record is from RefSeq and is a predicted model, not a curated record. The transcript has a single exon.